This is a messenger RNA of Phalacrocorax carbo (great cormorant), 1236 nucleotides long. The record is from RefSeq and is a predicted model, not a curated record. NCBI's taxonomy places the organism in Eukaryota, Metazoa, Chordata, Aves, Suliformes, Phalacrocoracidae.
GGGUGGCCGUCCCUCGGCCCCAGGGCGGAGAGCGGACGGAGGCAGAGCCGCCACCCUCGCAGCAGCAGCCGGUUGCCCUGGCGAAGGCGACGCCAGACAAGAGUGCGAACAAAAUGGCGGCGGGCCGCGGCAGCAGCGGGGUCCGGCGGGGCGGGGGCCUGCCCGGGGUGCAAGGACCGCCCGGCGGCCCACUUCUGCCCGCCGCCGCGGGGACCGGCGUGGUGAGCGGCGGCUUGCUGGCUGCGGAGGCGGAGUACAAGCGACUGAAUGCAGAAUUAGAAGCAAAAUCAGAAAAACUGGUGUGUCAGGCUGAAGAAGUAAUGAAAGGCCAACAGGAGCUACUGUCUAGACCAGUUUCAGUACAGACUAAGUCAGGUGAAGAUGACAGACAGAGAGGUCCACUCUACCCUGAAGUUUCAUCUCUUACACACUCACAUUUCAAGGUAGCAAACAAGAAAAGUGCUUCCAUGCCCACGGCUCAGAACAGACCAUACUCUGGAAGUAAGGGAAAAAGAACAACUUCAAGUUCAGACAUAAGAAACGUGGAAGUACAAAAUGCUGAUGAUGUUGCAGUAUGGAAGGAUUGCAUAGAUUUUUCUUUAGCAAAAACAAUAAGCAAAAUUGAAGAAAAACUAGAGAGAGAUGGCUUACCAGAUUGUCUAGAUGAUGACAUUAUUCCAAGCAUUGGAAAUGAAAUUGGAGCAGAAGCUCAGAUCAGAUUUUUUAAGGCAAAGUUACAUGUUAUGCAGGAAGAGCUGGAUAGCGUGGUGUGUGAAUGCAGGAAAAAGGAAUUGGAGAAUCUAAAGCGUGUACAAAAGCAGGCCUCAAGCAGUCAGAGUGCAACAAAGGUUCGCUUAAACAGGGCCCUGGAAGAAGCAGAAAGGUAUAAAGAGGAGCUGAAUAAACUGAAGCAAAGUAAUAAGGAUGUAGCAAACCAAGAACUCAAAACAAUUGAAGAAUUGAAAAUGGAAAACAAGAAACUGCAGAAACAAAAAGAAGAGCUAAUGACAGGUUUUAAAAAGCAGUUAAAGUUAAUUGAUAUUUUAAAGAGACAGAAGAUGCACAUUGAAGCUGCUAAGAUGCUUUCUUUUACUGAAGAGGAAUUCAUGAAAGCUCUUGAGUGGGGAAAUUCUUGAUUCCAUAAAAAAACAACUUCUGUUUGAAAUACAAGUCAGAUGGUACAUUAUUUUGGCACUGUAUAUGAAUGCUUGUUAAGAAUAAUAUUUAAUAACUGUA